Zea mays is the source of this 2424-nucleotide messenger RNA. Its product is annotated as protein FAR1-RELATED SEQUENCE 4. Lineage: Eukaryota; Viridiplantae; Streptophyta; Magnoliopsida; Poales; Poaceae. Gene Ontology annotation, biological process: regulation of DNA-templated transcription. The coding region runs from base 1 to 2424 and encodes 807 amino acids. The record is from RefSeq and is a predicted model, not a curated record. The transcript has 8 exons. Gene Ontology annotation, molecular function: zinc ion binding.
AUGGCGUCCUUCCUCGCACGCCCGUGGCUGCGGGCCCGCCACGCCGCCGUUGAUAUCUUGCUGGAGGUGAAGCGGCACGUGCGCUACGACGCGGCCCAGGUGCUCGUGACGGUGUGUAUGUGCAAGGAGGUCGGCGACGACGGUGGUGCGACGGGUGGUGACGACGAGACCGAGUGCAGCGUCUGUUUGAUCCCGCGGCCGCGCGUGGUGCUGCCGGCAGCGUGCACGCUUUCUACCGCGGCUGCAUCUCCGAGAUUAAAGCUUGAUGCAAACAUACUUGAUGUGUUUGUCCCCAGGGUGCAGCAAACAUUUGAUACAAAAGAAGAAGCCUACCUCUUUUACCUUGACUAUGCAAAGUUGGCUGGUUUUAGUGUCAGGACAAAAAGGACUAGUAAAGAAACCACACACUGGGUUUGCAACCGUGAGGGGUUUCUGAAGCCAGGUCAAGAGAAUGAGGAGCCUAUGACAAAUAAGACAUCGAUGAGAAUUGGUUGCCCUGCUUAUGUGAAGGUGAAGGAGGACAAGAAGCGCAAUAUUUGGUAUUUUCAUCAUGUUCAGGAAGCACACAAUCACAAACUUGAACCCUCACCAAGGAUGGUGAGAUAUAUGCAUUCUCAUAAGCAGAGGGAGGCAGCGUUGGAUGACCUGUUUGCAAUCAUGUCAAAGAGUGGUGUGCCAACACAGGCAGCAAUGAAUGAAAUGUCAGAAUUAUUUGGAGGCCGUCAAAACUGGCCGUUCACAGAGAAAGAUGUCCAUAACAAGAAAGCUGAGCAAGCAAGGGAGGAGAGGGAUGGUGACAUGGAUAAACUGUUCCAAUUUUUCAGGGAGUGCAAAGAACACAAUGAAUACUUUUACUGGGAUCAACCUUUUGUGAUUCUUACAGAUGAAAAUGCAGCGAUGAAGGAAGCAAUAAGGAUUGUGUUUAACAAGACACAACACCGAAAUUGCCGAUGGCACAUAACCAGAACAUGGGAUUACGAACUCGAGGAGCUGUACAAAUUGCACAAUGAUAAUAAUCUAAAGGAGAAACUGCAGUCCCUGAUAAACUAUCCUCUGGGGCCCACACAAUUUGAGGUGGAGUGGAAUAAGCUGGUGGAUGAAUGUGGCAUAAGAGAACACCCUGCAAUUGUUGCAUUGUGGCAGAAAAGGAAGAGAUGGAUAGCAACAUAUUUCAAAGGCAUGUACUGUGGGCGAAUGACUUCCACCCAGAGAUCUGAGAGUCAAAACAGGGUUUUGAAAGAUGGUUAUGUUAACAAUGUGACAAGUCUGCAUAUAUUUGCAAAGAGGGUGCUUGACUCGAUUCAGCACACAGACCACAUGGAUGCUGGGAAGUCACACUACUCACAGACUGAAGUUGUCAGAGCCUGCAAAUCAAGAUUUGAUGAGCAACUCAGCAGGGUGUACACCAGGGUUGUGUACAAUGAAUACAAGAGGGAAUAUAUUAACAGCACAGCUUUUGUGAUAGAGCCUGAUCCGGGAGUGGAAUGCGGUUACUUGGUGAAACAUGAGAAAGGCGAUGGGACAUUUUGCUGGGCACAACACGCAUUCAAGGUGGUGGCUGACAAAGCAGCAGGCGUGUAUAAAUGCGAAUGCAUGCAGUGGGAGCAUACAGGUCUGUUCUGCAUGCACAUAAUAAAGGCAUUCACCCACCUCCAAGUCCAAAACAUACCUGAAAAGUACAUUCUGAAGCGAUAUACACGUAAUGCAAGAUUUGUGGUUCCGUGGGACCGGCACGAUGUGAGUGUUGGUGGUCAAAAUGAGACAGAGCAGUCAAGGUUGUCGAAGCUGCUGCCAAAGUUAAUGCGACUGGGAAGAGCGGGAAGCAAAUCUGAUAGAGCAUACACUGAAACUAUCAGGCACAUCGACAUGAUAACUCCUGGGAUUGAGCUUCUACGAACAGCGGAGAUUGGUCCGAUUGGUCCGGACGAAGCAACAAAUACUGAGUUGCAGCAAGAUGCAGAAGGACGGCGGAAUAUUGGUCCCAUUGCACCAACACAACAAAGUUCUGACAACAAUAUAGAACCUGUUGUGAUGCCAACUGGACCUACACCACCACCGGAAUUGGGCCUGAAUCCAGAUUCUGCAAACUGCCUCACUGAUCUAAGAUUGACUGAACCGCCAGUGUCGCGCACGAAGGGUAGGAAGUCUGCCAGUGGGGCUAAAUGUGCUAAAAAUAGUGUGAAACCUGCUAAUCCAUACAGCACAUAUAGUGGUGGUCAGGGCAUAAGAGAGUGCCAAACCUGCCAUGUUAGGGGGCACUAUAGCACAACAUGCCCUCAGAACCCAAACAGAAGCAGAGCGGCCGAGAACAAGGACAAAAAGAGAAGGCUCCACCUCGCCGGUGGGUACAAAACACAAACAUAUACAUUGGUUGCAACUGCAAUGGCUGGGAUUUUUCAAACAAAAUUGGAAACUGCAGUUUAG